AUGCAGUCCGGCGGCCCUUCCCCCCUGCCAUCAUUCCCGGCAUCCCGGGAUGGCACACCCAGUGGCAACGGCACCAACACCAACGGAACCACGAAUGGUAACACCAACGGCACCAACGGUACCACGAAUGGCGUGCAGAAGAGGACCAAGAUUUGUGUCUACUGCGGCGCCUCUCCCGGUUUCAAGCCUCAGCACAUGGAAGCCGCUCGUGAGUUAGCAAGAAUCAUGGCCGAGAACAACAUUGAUCUUGUCUACGGUGGUGGAACCGUCGGCCUGAUGGGAGAGGUGGCAAAGACACUCGUUUCCCUUGCCGGCCCGGACUCGGUCCACGGCAUCAUCCCCGAGGCCCUCGUCAAGUAUGAGCGUGACGGCACCUACGGUACCGUCAACAAGGACAACAUGUACGUCCCGGACGAGACCGUCUACGGACGCACCACCGUCGUCAAAGACAUGCACACCCGCAAGCAGAUGAUGGCCAAGGAGGUCUUCGCCGGCGGCCCCGGCAGCGGCUUCGUCGCCCUGCCCGGCGGGUACGGCACCAUCGAGGAGGUUCUCGAGACGGCCACCUGGAACCAGCUGGGCAUUCACGACAAGGGCAUCUGCCUCCUCAACAUCAACGGCUUCUACGACGGCAUCCUCGAGUGGGUGAACAAGAGCGUCGAGGAGGGCUUCAUCAAGGCCGCCAACGCCGACAUCCUCGUCACCGCUACUACCCCCGAGGGUGCCAUCACGGCGCUCAGGGAUUACCAGGUCUCUGCGGCCACCUUCAAGCUCGACUGGACCAACUCUUAG
Molecule: messenger RNA, 792 nt
Organism: Colletotrichum abscissum
Lineage: Eukaryota; Fungi; Ascomycota; Sordariomycetes; Glomerellales; Glomerellaceae
Exons: 2
Coding region: 1-792 (263 amino acids)
Biological process (GO): cytokinin biosynthetic process
Cellular component (GO): cytosol
Molecular function (GO): hydrolase activity, hydrolyzing N-glycosyl compounds
Source: RefSeq, a predicted model, not a curated record